AUGGAGUACCUCCGCGACGUCGCGACACUGAUGCGUUACACUCAUUCCUGCCGCGACAUGCGAUCUGCUUUCCAGACGGCACCUUCGUCCGUCUCCAGAGCUGUUAUCACCAAUGAUCUUGGUGUCUACCUUCCGACUGCGGUCGCACGCCUUGAAGCAACUACCAUGCCCUGGACACUACAGAAACCACCUCGAUUCCCCGACAACCUCACCAAGUACCAGGAGCAUGUGGCUCAGUUCUGCGACGAGCACCUGGCCGACCAGCAAACCAAGAUCGCUAUUCCCACUAGCCACUUCUCUCUGGAGUUUGUGACCGAACUGUCCAACUUUCAUUCAUGCGUCCUAGGCUUUGCUCCAUCCAUCGUCAAGGGAAUCGACAACGAGAAGGAACUGUACGCACCACUCUAUGUAACUGCAAUGGGCAGUCAGGAGUUCGGCCGAGUGGUCAAGACCUUAUACUUCUACGAGCUUGUCGGCAUCCUUCUUCCAUUGGAUCUUGUCACCCCCAACGAGCGAUGGAACAUGCGAUUCGAUAUCGACUGGACAUCGUUCUGGAAGAAGUUUGCCCCUUGGGAGCUCUUUCAAUACGAGCAUGUGCUCAAGCACAUAAACUACCAAUUAGAUGAUCUUGUCCAAAGUUGGACAAAACAUCCAGACGAUCAUUCUCAACUGAUAGAGCCCACUUAUCUCGACGCCUUGUUAGCCAUCGUUGAUACUGAUGACUGGUAUACAGCGGAAGGAGCUACCAUACUUGCUGUGGCUCUUCACGCAGGGCUGAAGACAAUGGAAUGUCCGAACGAGAUCAUCCACUUGCUGCUCGACAUAUGGAUACAUGAUCGAUGGGAAGUAAUGCACCGGGAUCUUUAUGUGGUUCAAAGCAGCCACCAUAUCUGGCUUCACCCACUUGAGCCCACGAACCUUCCACCCACUACUCACUCUCUCGACAUCGACCAUCUCAUAGAGAAAUACGGCGGUUCAGACCUGGAGCAACUCGAAGUCUGGUUCUACGACCUCGUCUAUGAGGGACUUGCUAGCUUGGACCCGGAAUUUUACCACCGGUUCGGCCACAAGGGAUACAUUCACGGCGCUUUCACAACAUGCGAAAACUGGCACACGAAGCCCAUACAGUAUCCAACUCUGGAUGACUUCAAGUUGGAAAUUCAGAGCCGAGCAAUGACUCAAGGCGGAGAGGUAAUUCGACUGGACUGA
Molecule: messenger RNA, 1209 nt
Organism: Anthostomella pinea
Lineage: Eukaryota; Fungi; Ascomycota; Sordariomycetes; Xylariales; Xylariaceae
Source: the annotation of a GenBank genome assembly